This is a messenger RNA of Arabidopsis arenosa, 1740 nucleotides long. The record is from the annotation of a GenBank genome assembly. Lineage: Eukaryota; Viridiplantae; Streptophyta; Magnoliopsida; Brassicales; Brassicaceae.
UCAAGUUCUCCCAAGAGUUGGCACAAACAAAAAAUCAUCAACUUUCAUCCUUUUCAGCCGAUUACUCUAAUCUUUUCCAAAUGAAUAAUUUUUUAACUGAUUUAACUCUUGAGAAGAAGGAAUGGUUUGUAGUUGUUAAGAUCUUGAGCAUUUGGAAUCAUCCUCCCAAGCAUCCCAAUGAUCACACUACCAUGAUUUUGGUGGAUAACAAGGGUACCAGAAUUGAUGCUGUGGUUCCUCCAGAUUCAUACAAAAGGGAUUUUCCUAGAAAUCUCAAAGAAGGAGAGUGGUACUUUCUUUGGGAUUUUGAUGUGAUCCCACCUUCAUUGUGUGAAAGGAACUCUAAUCAUCCUUACCAACUUAGAUUUAAUAAGAACACAACUAUGGAUCACUACAAACAGAAAUACACUUCCGAAUUCCUGCAGUGUCUUGCUUUUCCAAGGAUCAAUAAUGCAUCAGAAGAAGAUAAGCAAUUCGUUGUUGAUGUAGUUGGAGUGGUUAGGAGUGUCUCUCCUAUUGGAAGACUACUUGAAGGAGGCAGUGAUUUGGAUUCAAGCUAUGUUACUUUCAAAUUAAAGGACCUUGCUGGCCAUUCCAUUAAUUGUGUUGCAAAAGGAAGUUUCUGUGAAGAAUUUGUUAGGAAGUAUUCUAGAAGAAUAAGUGAUGUGAAUUAUCACAAUCAACCAAUCAUGGUUGUUCUGCGUUUUUGGAGGAUAUCAGAGUUUGGAGGUAAACCUUGCUUGAUUACGAAAGGAGGUUGUCCAAGAAUGUUCAUCGAUGAAAAUUUCGCUGACAUCAACAGAGACUGCUACAUCUGCUUUUUCACUGCUGGAAAUAAAGAAACAGCAUCCUCAGAUAAUGACAAUGUUUCUGAUGAAGAGGGCCACUUGCUUUGUUUUCUUAUUCACGGGUUUUGUCUAUUAGCGUCACUCUUACAACAUUUAAAGGGACAAAGAAUUGAUGCUACGGUUCCUACAAUUGCAAUCAAAAGGAACUUCCCUAGAGAGCUCAGAGAAGGACAGUGGUACCUUUUGUCGGAAUUUGAUGUGAUUCCACCUUCAUUGCCCGAAAGAAACUCUGAUCAUUUUUACCAGAUUAGCUGUAAUAGGAACACAGAGGUGGAUCCUGUCAGACCAAAAUCACAAUCCGAUUUUUUUAAUUGUGUGGAUUUUUUCAGUAUCAAUAAUGCAUCAGAAGAAGACAAACAAUAUGUUGUUGAUGUAUGUGGAGUGGUUGUCAGUGUAUCUCCUGUUGGAAGACUUCUGGAAGGUGGAAGUGACAUGGAUUCAAGAUAUGUUACUUUCACACUGAAGGAUACUAUUGGCCAUUACUUGAAUUGUGUGGCAAAAGGAAAUUUCUGUGAAGAAUUUGUAAGGAAGUAUUCUAGAAGAAUAAGUGAUGUGGAUUAUCACAAUGAACCAAUCAUGAUUGUUCUGCGCUUUUGGAGGAUUUCACUUUUUCAAGGUAAACCUUGCUUGAUUACUGGUGUAGGUUGUCCAAGAAUUUUCUUUGAUCCAAAUUUCCAUGACAUCAACAGACAGAAAUUCAUGAAGUGUUACACUCAGGGAAAUGGUGAAUUCACACCCUCAGAUGAUGACGAUGUUUUUAUGGAAGAAGUUGAUUCAAACUAAUACAUCACUUAUGAGUGGAUUGUUUUCUCAAUAUUCCCCCUAUGUUUUAUUUUAUCUUGCUUUUCAUUUAUGUAUGCUUUGUAAAACUUAAUAUAAAAUGUGCUAUUAG